Messenger RNA from Paramecium sonneborni, 964 nucleotides. Lineage: Eukaryota; Ciliophora; Oligohymenophorea; Peniculida; Parameciidae. The record is from the annotation of a GenBank genome assembly.
AUUAACAAUGGAAUAAUAGCCACUUAGCAAUAAUAGAGUAAGAACUCACUUUAAUAGACAAUUAGUAAAAUAUAGAAGAAGACUAAUUAACCUAAAAAAGGGAAUUAACAUCUUAUGAAGCUUGCCUUGAUUGUUGUGGAAAUGUUUCUGGAUGUUUAAGAGUAUUACCAAACAAUUAAAUUUAAGGCUUGGCUCCCAUGUAUAUUUUGUUGUUGUGAAAAUCCAUUCUAUGCAGUCUAAUAGAGUUCUGUUGGUCUAGUUGAGAAGUUUGGUAAAUAUCACAGAAGUUUGCCAUCAGGUUUAAAUUAAAUCAAUCCUUGCACUGUAAUUUUAAGCAUAUUAUGUAAAAGGAUGCUGUAAUACCAGUGGAUUUAAGAACAAGAGUAUUAGAUUUAGAUCGAUAAAUCAUUUUAACAAAGGAUAACAUAUAAGUUAAUAUAGAUACAUGUAUGUAUUUUAGAGUUAUUGGUAUGUAACUGAUAUUUAAACACUAAUAAAGACCCUGUACGUGCAACAUAUAGAGUAUCUAGAUUAACUCAAUCAGUAAAGGAUAUGACAUAUGCAGCUUUAAGAUAGGUUUGUGGUGAACACUAAUUGUAAGAUCUAUUGGAACAUCGAGAAAUGGUUUAAGAUUCAAUAGAAGCAUAUUUAGAUAAAUAAACAGAAUAAUGGGGAAUAUAUAUUGAAGAAGUAUUCAUUAAGGAUAUGGUAUUAACUCCAUAAAUGUAAUCUGAUUUGGCAGCUGCAGCAAAAAACAAAAGAAUUGCUUAAGCCAAAGUUAUAUCUGCAUAAGCGGAUGUUGAAAGUGCAAAAUUGAUGAAAGAAGCUGCCUAAGCACUUGAUAGCAAGGCUGCUAUGUAGAUAAGAUUCUUAGAAACCCUUUAAAUGUUGGCUAAAGGACCUUCAUAGAAAUUAAUGUUUUUGCCAUUAAGUCCAGAAUCUUAAGGAGCACAUAAUGGUUGAG